UACCGAUUUAUCUCACCAGUUCAACUCUUCCAAACCAUUACCAACUCAUGACUACUUGGAUAGACGUACGAGACACCAAAAUAGCUUCACAGCAACAGCUCCUCAAGCCGUUUUUGGCACCAGAAAAGUUGGUACCAGCUCCUGAAGAGUUGAACGAUGUGAGCGAUUUCAUUGACACUUCUUCUGUCAUAUCUAAUGAUAUCAAAUAUAUCACCAACUUGGAUAUACCCGCCCUACUUGCUGAGUAUUCUACAGGAGCAUUGACCGCUAGACAAGUCACCGAGGCGUACUGCUAUAGAGCCACGUUGGCACAUCAGUUGACCAACUGUCUUACGGAAAUUCGCUUCCAAGAAGCGUUGCACGAAGCUGAAAAGUUAGAUGAAUAUUACCAGAAACACAAUUGCUUGAAUGGACCGCUUCACGGAGUGAUUGUGUCGUUUAAGGACAACAUCAACAUCGAAGGGGUGGCCUCCUCCAUGGGAUUUGUGGGAGAAGCCGAAGAGAUAAAAACUGAGAGCUCGACAUUCGCUAAGCUUUUGACAGGGUUAGGUGCUAUUAUCAUUUGUAAGACCAAUACUUCAGCUGGCAUGAUAUACUCAGAAACUACAAACGUGUUAUGGGGGAGGACCUUGAAUCCUUUCAAUAGAAGGUAUUUAAAUGUCGGUGGCUCUUCUGGAGGUGAAGGGGCCCUUGCUCUUUUAAAGGGAAGUUGUUUUGGUAUUGGAAGUGAUAUUGGCGGAUCUGUAAGGCACCCAGCUGCUUUAAACAGAGUGUACUCUUUGAAACCAAGUUCAGGACGGUUCCCCAAGUUUGGCACUGUCUCUGGCCAGGAAGGCCAGGAGUCUAUUGUGUCGGUAUAUGGGAUUUUGACAAGAAGUUUCACAAAUCUUGACUACGUAACCAAGUCCAUCAUAGAGAACAAGCCAUACUUACAGGAUGCCAGCUGUUUGCCCAUGAAAUAUACUCCAGCCAAGUUACCUGCCAAAUUGACUGUUGGGUUCAUGAAGUCCGAUGGGCUCACGACCGUAACAUCUCCUUUGAUAAGAGGAUUAGAGAUAGUCAAGGAAGCGUUGAGGAAGGAAGGACAUACAGUCCUAGAAUGGGACGAUACCUAUUUCAAGGAGAUCAGAGACACCAUUUAUCCGUUCUAUGGUGCUGAUGGGAUGAAACAUGUCAAGUCAAUUCUCGCCAAGUAUAACGAACCUCCAGACUCCCACAUUGUUGCCUCGUUGCCAGUAGCAGAAGAUAUGCAAGUUUCAGACCUUUGGCAGAGUCAGAAGAAGAGGGCUGCUUAUGCUCAAAAAUAUUUAGACUUGUGGAAUAACGGUGGAGGUCCUGGGGUCAGGUUGGACGCAGUGAUUUGUGCCUGCUCUCCGUAUCCUGCUUGUUUAUGGAACAAAGUGACUCCUCAACCGUUGAACUCAAUAUGGAAUGCUUUGGAUUAUAGUGCCGGGACUUUUCCCGUUACCAGAUGUGACGUUUCUAUCGACAAACCACUUGAGAAAACUAGUUUUAUUUCUGACACAGAUAAGCUAGUUCACCAGACCUAUUCGAGUAAUCUUGACAAGUUUGAGGGAGGCCCGGUGUCAUUACAGGUAGUCUGUGGGAAGUUGGAGGAAGAAAAGUGCGCUGCCUUGAUUGGGUAUGUGAGUGAGUUGUUGGAUAAAAGAGUCUAGAGUAUUUAGAAGAAUAGUUUACAACACCUUUUAAAGCUUAACAUUAUAUCACAAAUUAUAUUA
Yamadazyma tenuis ATCC 10573 is the source of this 1739-nucleotide messenger RNA. Its product is annotated as putative acetamidase. The record is from RefSeq and is a predicted model, not a curated record. Lineage: Eukaryota; Fungi; Ascomycota; Pichiomycetes; Serinales; Debaryomycetaceae.